This is a messenger RNA of Varroa destructor (honeybee mite), 8870 nucleotides long. RefSeq names its product C-terminal binding protein (gene CtBP). NCBI's taxonomy places the organism in Eukaryota, Metazoa, Arthropoda, Arachnida, Mesostigmata, Varroidae. The record is from RefSeq and is a predicted model, not a curated record. Gene Ontology annotation, cellular component: nucleus. Gene Ontology annotation, molecular function: transcription coactivator activity; transcription coregulator binding; oxidoreductase activity, acting on the CH-OH group of donors, NAD or NADP as acceptor. Gene Ontology annotation, biological process: regulation of transcription by RNA polymerase II.
UCUGAGUACCGAGGGUGUGGAGAACUACUGGUUUCUUACAGGACCGGAUCGCUAGCCGGUUCCCUAGGUUGUCCGAUUGCCAGCCAGCCCCCUUGGAUGGUGCGAGCUAAGGAGAUGGAGCGAGACCUCCGGCAGGCGAUGGUGCCGGCAGCACUAGCAGCAUACACACGACGAUGAAUUGGCAACCGAAAGAGGGGGCUUGAGAGCUGUCUGGGAAUGGGCCAAGAAAGGAAGUGGUACUGUAGAAGAGACAAGGAAUAGGGGAAAGAAGUCCCGGGGCCAAGGAGCAGGGCACGAGACAGCUAGCCGAGCCAAAGUAAAGUCUAAGCAAGCAAUGCAGGAGUGGCUUGGAAGGACGAAGACGGCAAUAACAACAACGAAUCUGUUCGACGGCAAGAAAGAGCUGACAGAGGAGAACGAGCUAUGUGUGAUCUGUUUCAGGCUGAUGUUGCUGCUGCUGCUCUCGCCCGAAGUGCGGCCCUCUAGGUCUGAUUGUGGGGUUGAAGUCAGCUAUAGCAGAGUCGACUGCAGGUUUAGCCAAGCGCUCGUUCGCUCGGUUGUCUGGUUGCAGGCAAGCAAGAGUAACCAGCAAGGGGUUUAGGGAAGGACCCGAACAGGGAUAUAGUGGCAGGAGGAACGUAGCAGGCAUUAUCACCGCGUUCCUCUGUUCGACGCUGCUUGAAAUGGGUCUGCUCUGCUCCGCAAUGGCCUCUGCCUCUAGCUGCCUUUGCUCGGUUCCAGCCCCCUGACUGGCCUCACCAGCGGAAGAAGCAGCUGCGGGAGCGGCUGCAGCCCCUCUGGUGGUAGUAGGGCUCCCGACCGAUAAGAGGAGUCUCUGCAAUGUGUUUUCUACCCCGGUUCCUGUCUGCUCAUCGUCCCCGAUGCGUGCCUGCCACACUCCUCGCUAUGGCUGCUACUGCUGAUGGUCGACGGUCCCACUACCGCCGAAGCCAAAUCAAAGCCGAGGUCGCCGUUGCCACAACGGAGUUACAGAGAGAGGACGCAAAGUGAGGACUGCAUAUACUAGCGGGUGGCGAGUGACGAACGGAUGUUGCCGGGUGGAUGGCGCAGGGAAGAAGGGUGGAGUUAGAACAGCGAAUCGGUUGCUUCAAAGUCUGUCUCUGUCUGUAUAUCGGUUUGUCAGCUGGGCCGUAUGUCUGCGUGUGUUUACCGGCAUGCGUUUGCAUCUGUGUGUGCGUAUAUGUAGAGCCCCGAAGGAGUACGAGAGACCGACGCCCAUCAGCCAGGGAUUCUCAGCAAAAUGGGGGUCGGUUGGUCGCUGAUCUCUCUGUCUAUCUGUCGACUGUCCCUCCUCUUCCCUUAUCCUCAAUCUUGCGCUCUCUCGUAGCCUUGCUCCUCCUCCCCUCCCGCUCCCCUGCCUAGCCAUAUUCAGUACUACGUCCCGUGUUUCUGUGGCGAGAGUGGUGGUCUACCCCAUAAGAUAUCCCCAAACCACCAGCCCAGAGGUAGAAGCUAGGAAGGGCAGUUUCCUCGCCCGUUUCUUCCAUUCUUGUUUUGGCCUGCUCGCCUGACUGCUGGUACUGCUACCAUCACUGGUUCCUUACGGUCCGGCCCAGUCUACCCCCUUUCCGGACUAGCGCCGCCUUCUGCAGUGGGAAACACCUACUGCUUCCUGCCUUCAAAGUUAGUUAGGGAAGCUUUCGAAGGCCUUCUCUGUCUAAUAACGGGAAUUGAAGUUGUCGUCGUCGUCGUCGUGGUAGAACGGAGACAGAUGCUAUUGCUAUAGUGUGUGCAGCAGUUAGAGAAGGUAGUGUCUGGUAGUUCGCAGGAGUUGUACGAAACGACGAGCAACGAGAGAUAAGCUGGUAGAGGGGUCGCUAGAGAUCUCUGAGUGUGAGUCGGUGGACAGGAGAAGGCCAGCCAAAAGUUUAGUGGAGCUCAGCUAUGUAUAGCAUUUGGCGAAAAGAGCUCGUAAUUGUAUCCGAUUCGUUUUUGCAUUUCGACAUUUAUAUCUACACAUAGAACAUAUGUAGGCAACCAAACAGUAGGGUCACCAACUUUGACUUUUUACGGUAUAGAGGGCAAGGUUUUUUGAAAAUUCGCUUGACACUGAGGUGGAACGGCACAAGGUUCCUAUUCUCUAAUAGUCACCCAACUGGGAAUAUAGUGAAUAAUGCUAGAAUUAAUUCAAAAUGUGUCUGAUUGCACAAUGCAGGUGCAAACAUGUUUGCAUAACUUGUUCUCCUGAAAUCUGCCUUAGCUCCUUACAUCAUAGCUAGCGCUACAGCUUACAUAAGAAACGUGCGGAGAGUCCCGGCCUUGUGUUCGUCUUCGAGGGCAAAGUCUAUGCAAAUCACCAAAGAAUUUGUUGAAAGACUAGGAAUACAUGUAAGAGCCUGGUGCAUUGAGUACUGGCUGAAUGCCAGUUCAAAAGGAUCUGCUGAUCAAAAUCAGGCUUAUAACGAAGAACGUGGCGACGGCAUCGACGACGAAUGUAACAAUCGAUGCAAUGUAGUGUCUGGACAAUAGCCAAUUCGGGUGAAUGGCUGUUUUCCCAAGUGAUCACACGGGUGAAACCUGCUCUUUCGCCGUAAAAACUCCAUUUCGAAACAUGAGCACCGUAAACGUGUUUAGUGAUUUUUUGCUUAGUGAGAGAGACUCACCCUUCUCAACAACGUCGUUUCUGUGCGUGCCGUGGCUAAAAGUCUAGCUAACAAACAGCUUGUAAAACAAUCCUAAAAUUUUGCCCUUAUCUGUCGUUUGCACAGGCUAUGAGACUUAGCCAUAAGGUUGCGUUUUUAAUCAAUAUAUGAUAUGCGAAGUAAUAUCAAUUAUGCGCUGUUUUAUUUAUGUUCAACUGCAUUGAUGACCCCCUUGUUUUGCGAACUAACGCAACGUGUUACAGCUUGAGCGGCAGCAAACUAAACCACUACAAUUUAUGCUUCUUUACAGUGGCGAUUCCCCAUAUAGCAAUGGAGUAAUAAGGUAUGCUCUGUUCGAAAGACAUGGCCCAUACUGUGCAGGUCUAUUCGACCUAACAAACGCUACUGUUUACUAUGUUAUCCCGCUGCUUCUACUGGGUGAGCCAUCUAAAAUCUUAUCCCCCGUCCAGCUUUUCGAAUAGGCCGAGGCUGAAUGUCACUCUGCCGAAUGGCUUGCAGCUGGUUCCACAGUCAUUGUCAGCCUACUGGGGCAGGAGGACGCCCAUAGAUAGGGCUGUCUGGCGACUCGGCUAUCGCCGGAGCUCAUGAGCCCCUGUACGCAGGCACGGAGACUUAAACAUACAUUGUUAUCAUUUAGAGUAUGCCAGAAGUGGCAGGGGUGUUUAUUAUGGCAGUUCUAACUGCUCCUUCGGCCUGCUGGUCUACCCAGAUCUACCUACUUUCUACUGAGCAAGAACAAAGUCCACAGCUAGAAAACGAUGAGAGGCUUUAGUCGUGGAAGUGGCAACUGCAGCAGUCACAGCGCCGAAUAUGUUGUAAUUUCUAUGUGGUGCGCAGGCCCAGUUCACCAUGUAGAAUCGACUGCUGCUGCUACGUGCCUUUGAACGCUGCUGCCCGGAUUACCCUCGCCUAACCCACAGGCUUGCGUUCCACGACCGAUUCUCGGCCAAGUAUCUUGUGGUUAUUCUACUGUUAGUUGCCCUUGUCUGUCCCGAACCAAAGACAGACUUUAUGCUUACCUUGGUCUGUCCAUAAAAGGGGGGAGAAGGGUACUCCUACUUAGUCCGAGUUCCGGUUGUGUGUGUAUUGUUGUUCAAAGAGCGGGCGCGUCUGUGAGCCUGUGACGCUAUUGCUGGUGCUGUUAUGGAUCGCCCUCCUGUCGCCGGCACCACCACAGAAAGGGAUACACCAUCCGACAUUAGCCAACCAACUGCAGCAUAAACAGUUUUCAUUGUUGUUGUUACUGCUACUGCUGGCGUCGUUGCGGCUUGUGAGCUUUUUCCCCGUCGCCAAUACUCAUUCACUCACAAGCGAGUCUUUGUGCCUAUCUAUGUUUACAUCAUGGUUGCAGACGGCCUCUCAUUUAGUGGCGUUCUCAGUCGAGUCGGCUCGACUCGAUCUGACUGCCCUGCUCGUUGUCACGCGUAGUCUUCAUCUUAUGAUAGGUUCGCUAGUUGGGUGAUACCAUUGCAUUGGCCCCUAGCUACUGCCCAAGGACUGAUGGCUCCGAAAAUCCAGCAGACACUGGCUAGACCCCUCGACAGACAGUAGCGACGGUGGCUAGCUAGCUGGGGGAAGGGGACAGGUCCACUCAAUUCUCUCUUUCACUGCUGCUUCUACCGCGGCAGGAUGUGGUGGGGUUUCACUCGUUUCCAGUAUCGAUAGUCGUACUGCUUUGGCCGGUCACGGGUAUGCGGAAGACAGGCGUACACACAGAGAUCACAGGAAGUGUCAGGAUGCUAACGAAAAAGCGAGAAAGCCGAAUCCAGUCGUAGGAUCUAAGAGCGGCAGCGCUGGUGCUGCUACUGCUAGCAAUAGCGGCGACAGUGGCUAUGAUGAUGUAGUCAUCGUAAGCUUAAGGCUUCAGGGUAGAGCGCUCCCUGAUCGCACAGAGGGAACAGAAAAAGGACAGCAGGAGUUAAGGGUAAAUUGGCACAAGGCACGAGAGGGAGGCCGGUGACUAGGAAGCAAUGAAGAGCUGUGAUGUUCGGCUAGGAACAAGCCUAGAGAGCAAGCGGGCAGCGUAAGAAAGGCGAUAUAUUGGUAUGUGAAUGGAAAAUAGGCUCGAAGCUGCUUCCUUUCAGGGAAAUGGUGGGAUUUAGGAAGUGGGACCAAAGGGAGCUUAGGUAGAGAAGUUCGGGUAUAGGUGUUGCCAGCGGAGCUUCAUACGAUCGUGGGCGAAAGGCUAUCGCUCACCGCGACGUUAUAGCGGAAGAAGAAAAGGAGGAAGAACGGAGUCCCGCUAUGGUUGAGGCGGUUGGCCUGGCUGGACGCUGCAGUCACUGGUACAGAGUAGAUGCACACCGGUACUCCGGUCUGUGUCGAGUUGGGCAGCGGGCUGCUUUUGGGUUUCAGCGUAUGGAUCGAGGUACGGGCUAUGGCGAAAAGCGAACGAAGGACCCGGUGGCUAUUGUGAUUGCAGUGGCAUUUGCUUCCCUUCCGCUUACCAACCGUUGUUCGUAGCUUGCUCCGGGGAAAUUGGGAGGUAGUGAUAAGAAUAAAGGCCAGCUGAGUUGGAAGGGCUUGCUAGGAGAUGCUGGAAAGAAAUGGCCUGUCUGGACGAAGAUAUAUAAUGCUGGCUGGUGAGUGUUUCAGUUGCUGUGCUAGCUGCAACCGGCAUUGGCGCCAUAACAGGGACUCAAAGAACCACUUCGUUUGAAAUAAGUUGAUGUCGUCAUGUAGGCUCGGUACGAGUGUACAACAGUAGUGACUCAACUCGCUUCUGGCUGCAGCCUGGUUAGCAGAGGUCUGUCCUAUCUGGCCUCCAUAUGGCUAUACGUAUCUUCGAUACAUACGCACUGUCGGCCUCUUUGUAGUAGCGAAUGGGGAAGAGCAGCAUGUAGUUGUGAGAGGGGUGAGACGCCGCCACUGGACCUGUGCGGAGAUGGUGGGGAUAGAUCAGCGAGCUAAUCAGACGACACUCCCACUACAGCUUGCAGAGCACUGAGAGAGGGAUGGGCUACCAAGAAGUAGGAGAGAUACAAACGAAACGACUUUGAUGGCAACUACGCAACAACAACAACAAACCGCUCCGGUGGGAUUUGCCUGCCGGUUUUCUUUAAUUCUCCCUCUCCACCUAUUCUGGCCGUUCAGCGCUUCUCUGUGUGUAAGUACGUGUGCUUGUUUCUGUCAGCCAGCAGGCUGAAACGUCAACGAACGGUUGCUGAAUCAAGCUGGUGUCGGAGGUCCAGCUACCACUAACGAUGGGAGCCCGCCGUAAUCAUCAGCAUGAUCACUGCUGCAUCGAGCUAUACAGAGGGAAGGAGUUCGAGGCUAACGAGACGGAGAAAACUGACGGAUCUUGAAGGAGAAUUUGGUUUGGUCGGCUAUGAAACUUCACGUUAUUUGACAAACGAGAGGUGUCAGACAGUUAUAUUGUGACAAUUGCUACAUUGCUAUAAAGCAUACGUAGUAAUGGAGAUACCUGAGUGCCGUCUGCAGAAGGAGUGGAGGUGAGUGCGGUCUACAUUGAGCACCGCGCCCCCUCACAAGCGAGGAACGUUUGUUUCCCAGCCGUCCUAGCGGUUGGCAACGUUGGCCAACCGACCCUGUUUAAAAAGAGAACUCGACUGGUGGUUGCUGGCUAUCAAGCACAAAGCAAGCAACUGAACAGCUUUUGAGUGACGGAUCACACCGAAAUCGCUGGUAGUGUUGAUCUAGGUGGCGACGAAGAUAACGGUGCUUGUGCAUAGUGCGUCUGUGGCUGGUACAGCAGGUGCUGCUUUUGCUGUAACGUCCUGGCCGUGAGUUCUUGAGCAUCGUCACGACCAACGACGCAGGCAGUGGUCAGAGGAGAAGGAGGCUGGCGCUCAGUUGGUAGGAGGGGCGCCGUUCUCAACGAGGGCACCGCCAAGCGGUCCGCUGGCUUCACCCCCGGUUUCGGGCGCUCUCCCGAUCUGGGGAGCGGGCGCAGCAGGUCUGCUUCCGCUAGCGCAGUUACCGCAAUUACCGCAACUCCCGGCGCUGUCGGUGACCUCGUCGACGGUGUCCGGUGGUGCUUCUAUGGACAAGAAGAAGAACCCUCUAAAGAGGCCCCGCGUAGACCAGCCGCCCGCGCUGCCCACCACUGUGCCGCGGCCUCUAAGCAACGGGCCAGCCAUGCACGCGCGUCCACUUGUCGCCCUUCUCGACGGGCGGGAUUGCUCGGUCGAGAUGCCGAUCCUGAAGGACGUCGCUACAGUAGCCUUCUGCGACGCGCAGAGCACACAGGAAAUCCACGAGAAAGUGCUCAACGAAGCGGUUGGUGCACUCAUGUGGCACACGAUCACACUGACGAAGGAGGAUCUCGAAAAAUUCAAGACGCUAAAGAUCAUCGUACGUAUUGGGUCGGGCAUCGAUAACGUCGACUACAAGGCCGCCGGCGAGUUAGGUAUCGCUGUGUGCAACGUGCCCGGCUAUGGUGUGGAGGAGGUAGCCGACUCAACAAUGUGUCAUAUACUUAACCUGUACCGCCGCACGUACUGGUUGGCAAACAUGGUUCGCGAGGGAAAAAAGUUCCAAGGCCCUGAACAGGUUCGCGAGGCGGCGCAAGGCUGUGCACGUAUUCGUGGUGAUACGCUUGGUCUCGUUGGUAUUGGCCGCGUCGGUACCGCUGUUGCGCUUCGAGCUAAAGCAUUUGGCUUUAACGUGAUUUUCUACGAUCCGUACAAACCAGACGGCGAGGAAAAGAGCCUAGGCCUCGCACGGGUGUACACCUUACAAGACUUACUUUUCCAGAGUGAUUGCGUCUCACUGCACUGUACCCUGAACGAGCACAACCAUCAUCUCAUCAAUGAGUACACCAUUAAGCAGAUGAGGCCAGGCGCUUUCCUUGUGAACACUGCUCGAGGAGGUCUGGUCGAAGAGAGUGCUCUUGCAGCUGCCCUCAAAGAUGGUCGUAUUCGAGCCGCCGCCCUCGACGUCCACGAGAAUGAGCCUUUCAACGCGAUUUCAGGUUCGUAUCCCGCAGGUCCACUGAAAGACGCCCCCAACCUCAUUUGCACGCCACACGCCGCCUGGUACUCGGACGCAUCAUGCACCGAACUACGUGAGAUGGCUGCAUCGGAAAUCCGCCGAGCGAUCGUUGGCCGUAUCCCCGAAUCGCUGCGAAACUGCGUCAACAAGGAGUACUUUGGCCCUGCCGGAGGAUCUGGCGCUGGACUUCCACCAGCGCUGUCUGGACCCCCGCCAACGUUCGAGCCUCCGACCGGUCUCAAUGGUAUGUCGCCAGCAACUCCCCCAGCGGUUCCUGCCGCACAGGUUGCUCCACCAGUGGCUCCCAAUCUACUACUGAUGCAGGCGGCCGCUGCGGCUGCGGCAGCCCAGGCCCAGGCAGCUGCCGCUGGUGGCGGUAGCACCACACCCAAUAACUGCAUGUAGUAGUUAUGUUCAAGCAGACGCUAAAAAAGAAAAUACUGAGCGCAGAAAAGACGGGUAUGAAAAAAGGGUGACGGCGAAGUUGAUGAAAAAAUCUUAGUUAAUAAGGUUAAUGUUGUCUCGAAAUAAGCCAACAUUAAUUGCCGAAGCCGAACAGCAAACGCAAAUAGCAAAUAGAAUGAACAAGAAAAUGAUAAAAACUACUGCGGUUUUGAAAUGAGUGAAAAAGAUGAAGAGGAAUCGAUGGUGAUGAUAAUGACACUAAUGAUACAAAUGAGAUGUGAAAUGUGAAAAAGAAAAAGGCAGAGCAAAAAAGAAAACUCCUCGAGAAGAUCAUAACAUAAUGAACAUAAUAAUAAUAAAUAAUAAUAACAACAACAACAACAACAACAAUAGAUUCAAAGAGCAAAGGGAAGCAGUGGAGAAUUGCGCCCCUUGUAAGCGCGGCCGCCAUGACAAGAGAAGGUGAUUUUGAAUUUGUUUGAGGUAGGCGACUGGAUGGAUGGGUGGAUGAAUGGAUAAAUGGCUGGCUGGAAAGCAAGCACUGUCAUUUGUUCCUUUCAAAAUAUGGUCAGAUUCCAUGAUGUUUUUCCACGGUUCUGGAAAGAGAGAGAAGUCAUCAGGAAAAUGAUGAGGCCGAUGUUAGAUGACACUUUACUCUUGAGCGGCGAAACUCUAACAACAACAAAUACAUCAUAAUUGAACAUAAACAUGAACAUUGAAUGCAUAUAGUGUGACAUUAUUGUAACAGUGACGGAAAGAAAGAACGAGAGCGAGCGAGUGAGAGAAGGGAGAGAGAGAAAAGGAAGAACCAAGCAAACCUAUAUAUAAACAUAUAAAACAAACAAAUAAACACAACAGGAACAUCUACAAUCACCACAACACGCUCCU